Molecule: messenger RNA, 1670 nt
Organism: Neomonachus schauinslandi (Hawaiian monk seal)
Lineage: Eukaryota; Metazoa; Chordata; Mammalia; Carnivora; Phocidae
Gene: LUZP6
Product: leucine zipper protein 6
Source: RefSeq, a predicted model, not a curated record
AAAGGGGGGUUGGGUUAGGGGCUUGUAUUCAGAUUGUGGAUAACAAAGAAUUAUGAUUUUUUAAGGCAAUGUAGCAUUCUAAAACAGGGUUAAACUAGUAUCAAAAGUAGCCAGCUAAUAACAAAUCUUACUGAUCGGUUUGUUAUGGUGUGGGUUUAUGCGUGCGUGUGCGUGCGCGAUUGUGUGUGCGUGUAUUUUUCCCCAUGAAUCUUUUUUUUUUUUUAAUCCUGUGGCUUUUUGCUUACAACUAGCCUAACCCUGUAAUUUUCCUGCAUCCAAGAAAACAAUCACAAACAAAAUGGUGGUUUAAAUACUUUGAUAUAUUUGGCUAAUAAUUCUGCUGUCUUAGUGCAGAUUAGAGUUGGAUUAGAAGUCAGUAAACAGUACUUUAUUACAUCACUGAAUGGAAACAGAGCUAUCCUCAUUGAAGACGGAGGGCACUUUAUCAGUCUGUAUGUUGGUAGCAACAAGGUGUUCCUAUAUUUUCGUUUUCACCUCUUGGCUCGGAUUUUUACCUUUCCUUUCAAACUGUUGUGUUGCAGUUGGCUAUCGCAGAGAGUGCACUGUCCUAUCAUUCCUGAACUUGGUCUGCUUUCCACGGUCACCUGGUGGAGAAGCCACGUGAUUCUUUGUACAGUUCAUCCCGCUGUUCCUUGUAUUGCAGUAGAGGCUACUUCGCCUUCCCUCUUUCUCAGCCAUUUUGUAAGCCCCAGAAUUAUGGGGCGAUUGCUUGAGAAAAUAACGUAAACAUAGAAUAGACUGGCCGAGAUGGUUUACAAUUUCUGGUUUUUUUUAACUAGGUUAUUUAUAAUGUAUUUCCGAACCACUUGGCAGAGAAAUUCACAACACUUAAUGUUCAUUUUUUGAGUAAAGGAAGCUAAAAACAUGUCUGCUUUUUGGUACUACAUGCAUUAGUGAAGGGUUAAGUAAGUUUUGUUCUCCACUGAAUAUUUAACAUCUCAGAAAAAAUCUUGCAUGUUCUGUAGUUUUUGUAUUAAGUCAGUCAUUUUGUAUGCACUCUAUCAAGUAAAAACAGGCGGUUUACCUGUUUACAUUAGUAUCCUAACAAAUUCCGCCCCCUUGCAGCUUCAGACUGGCAUCUGUAUACUUAGAGUUCAAACACAGCACCCAGGAAUACCAAGUAGUUCUUCUAGGCAUAGCUCACCUACACCCAGCGGGGCACAAAGGAGAGGUAGGUGGGUACAGUGUGUGCAAGCUGCAAGUAAGGCCCUUUACUCACUGAUUUCUUUUCCCCCUGAUAAUGGAUCUUAAAUCUAGAUGUACCGACUUUUUUUUCCUAAAACUUCAAUGGAGCUGCUCUUUACUUCCAUGCAAUAUUGUGUACUCGAUUGUGUAUAGAAGAAGCUGGUGAGAGUGCCCUCCUAUAUAAGCAAUUGCAGUGUUUUGCAUGCAAAAUUUUAAGAAUUUAAAUCAUCCUGAUUCUAUUUUGUAAAUGGAGAAACAAUCAUAUCUUUCUAAGCAGUAAUGGAGGAAGACUAGUGCUUUGUGCAUUUUGAUAUAUUUGAGUUCAUUUUUUCCAUCAUGUAAUACUUUUGACACAGUUGGGUUUCUCAUAUGAUCCUAGUUCAUGUACAUCCGAAUGCUAAAUAAUACCGUGUUUCAGUUUUGUGUUGCAAGAACAAAUGGAAUAAACUUGAAUUGUGCUACAA